AUGAGAAGUCAGAAGGCCUCUAAAGAUGAAAAAGUUAUACCACCUGGAGAGCAAACUGAAGAGAAAAAUAAAAAGGAGACUAAACUGGUGAUUAAGUUACCCUACCCUCAGAGAGUGACAAAGAAGGAUCUAAGAGAGAUAGACUUUGAGAAAUUCAUGAUAAUGUUCAAAAAGAUAGAGAGUCAUAUGCCUUUGUUUGAAGCACUCGAGCGAAUGCCCAUGUACACAAAAUUCAUGGAAGAGGAAAUCGUCGAAAAGAAACCAACAAUAGAAGAACCGGUAGCCUGGAAGGAAAAGUGUAGUGCAAUAUCACUAGGUCAGAGAAUUCCAAACAAACAGAAGGAUCCUGGAACGAUCAUAGUAUCAUGCACAAUAAAAGAGAGAACUUUCAAAAAGGUACUAAUUGAUUCUGGAGCUAGUGUGAGUCUGAUGCCAUUAUCAAUCUAUCACAGGUUAGGGAUUCAAAAUGUCAGUGAUACAAGGAAAAAUUUGAAGUUUGCAGAUCACUCGAUAAAGAAUGCAUAUGGGAUAGUAGAAGAUGUAUUGGUGACAAUAGGGAAAUUGAGUUUUCCUGUUGAUUUUGUGAUCAUAGACAUACCUGAAGAUGAAUAG
Lathyrus oleraceus (garden pea) is the source of this 612-nucleotide messenger RNA. RefSeq lists its product as uncharacterized. Gene Ontology annotation, molecular function: aspartic-type endopeptidase activity. Gene Ontology annotation, biological process: proteolysis. The record is from RefSeq and is a predicted model, not a curated record. Bases 1 to 612 code for a protein of 203 amino acids. The transcript has a single exon. NCBI's taxonomy places the organism in Eukaryota, Viridiplantae, Streptophyta, Magnoliopsida, Fabales, Fabaceae.